AUGAUGGGAGAAACUUUCAAAGUACCAGUACCAAUAGCAGGAAGAAGUAGCCAAUGGCUCUCAGUCUCUGAACCGGAACCAUACCACUUCUGGACAUCCCCAGCAUCAAUCGCAUGCGCUGUACUCCUUACACUAGGGCUCUUACGGAACGAUUGCAUAUUGUUGAAUGUCGCUUUCUUUGUAGUUAUCUACAAGAUAGCGUCAGUAGCAGGGCGCUGGAUAACGUACCUGUUGGACAAUCCAAGGCUGAGAGAAACAUUAGACAUCAACACAGGAUACUUCCGAAUGGCCAAGGAAUACGUCAUGGCCUUCUUGGACAUCGAUGGAGAGCAUCGCAGCUUUCGGAAGCAACUUAUAGCUGGAAGCCUUCUAUAUUACCGGACCACACAAGUCCAUUGCUUGGCACUAUACUUUCGACAGAGACAGGAAAAGAUGGUGGAAGGAGCACUAUCCGGUCGAUGA
Messenger RNA from Seminavis robusta, 462 nucleotides. NCBI's taxonomy places the organism in Eukaryota, Bacillariophyta, Bacillariophyceae, Naviculales, Naviculaceae. The record is from the annotation of a GenBank genome assembly.